Molecule: messenger RNA, 1171 nt
Organism: Ipomoea nil (Japanese morning glory)
Lineage: Eukaryota; Viridiplantae; Streptophyta; Magnoliopsida; Solanales; Convolvulaceae
Product: acetylajmalan esterase-like
Exons: 2
Coding region: 49-1158 (369 amino acids)
Molecular function (GO): hydrolase activity, acting on ester bonds
Source: RefSeq, a predicted model, not a curated record
AUAUAUAGCCGUCUCUGAUCUAAUGAUCUCCAUCUCCUUCUUCCUCCAAUGGCUCCUUCCACCUACCUUGCAUUGUUUAUCUUUCUCUUCCCUUUUGUCUACGCUUCUGGUUCCCCGUCGUCCCUCUGCUCUUUCAAAUACAUUUACCAGUUCGGAGAUUCUCUCGCCGACACCGGAAACUUAAUCCGCAUUCCCGGCGCAGUUUCCACCUUCCACGCCGAUCGCCUACCUUACGGCCAAUCCUUCUUUCACCGCCCGACCGGUCGCUACUCCAACGGCCGCCUCAUUAUCGACUACAUCGCCGCCGCACUUCAUCUUCCUUUAAUUCCUCCUUACCUGGAUUUCAACGCUUCGUUCACUCACGGCGCUAAUUUCGCGGUCGCCGGAGCUACGGCGCUCGAUCAAGCGUUCUUCGUCGAGAAGAACAUUAGCAUCCCGUCGUUCCGGCCGCCGCUCAGCGGUCAACUACGGUGGUUCCAGUCGCACCUCAACUCUACCUGCCACGCGCGGUCGAAGUGCGUGAGGAGGAGGCUUCGAUAUGCGUUUUUCAUUUUUGGCGCGUUUGGAGGUAACGACUACUCUAGCGCCGUGUUCCGCGGCAAAUCCCUUGAGGAAGUUAGGACGUACGUCCCGGAUAUAGUUAACGCCGUUAUCCGUGGGGUUAAACGGGUCGUCGGACUCGGAGCUAAGCGGGUGGUGGUUCCGGGCACGUACGCGUCCGGAUGCUUGCCCGUUUUCUUAACCGCUUUCGGAAGCUCCGACCCGAAAGCCUACGAUGAUUUGGGAUGCCUGAAGAAAUUCAACGACUACUCCUCCUAUUACAAUAGCCAUCUUAGGAAAGCUGUUUCUGCGCUCGGCGAAGAACUCCCCGGCGACACUGUGAUCGUCUACGCCGAUUACUACGGCGCUCUCCGGUCAGUUCUCCGGCGGGGGUCUUCUCUCGGAUUCGAGAAGGAAUCGUUGCUCAAAGCGUGCUGCGGAAUGGGAGGGAAAUAUGAUUUCGACGGCAAGAAAACGUGUGGAUCGGAGGGCGUUCCGGUUUGCUCUAACCCGGACCGGUUUGUGAGCUGGGAUGGGACACAUCUCACACAACACGCCAAUCGUCUUGUUUCGCAACUUGUGAUUGAUCAAGUAUUUAGAAAAAUGAAAUGUGCAUAAACGGAGUACUUUU